Molecule: messenger RNA, 375 nt
Organism: Linum tenue
Lineage: Eukaryota; Viridiplantae; Streptophyta; Magnoliopsida; Malpighiales; Linaceae
Source: the annotation of a GenBank genome assembly
AUGUUUGUUGUAUGUAUGUUAAGCAUGUACAUGGAAGAUCCCACUAAACAACAUCUACUAGCAGUAAAGAGAGUUCUUCGUUAUCUGAAAUGCACUUUGAGCUAUGGAAUCUGGUACAAGAAGCAAGGUGGAGAAGACAACCUGGUUGGCUACACAGACAGUGAUUAUGCAAGAGACUCUGAUGAUAGGAAGAGUACUAGUGGGUACAUCUUCUUUCUUGGUGGUGGAGCUGUUUCGUGGCCAUCUAAAAAGAAACCUGUGGUGACCUUGUCAACCACAGAAGCUGAAUUUGUUGUUGUUGCUUACUGUGCAGCUCAAGCAGUAUGGCUAAGAAGAAUUUUGACUAGCAUUGGUUGGGAAUCAAGUAUUGAGUAG